Molecule: messenger RNA, 291 nt
Organism: Wickerhamiella sorbophila
Lineage: Eukaryota; Fungi; Ascomycota; Dipodascomycetes; Dipodascales; Trichomonascaceae
Product: putative U6 snRNA-associated Sm-like protein LSm4
Exons: 1
Coding region: 1-291 (96 amino acids)
Biological process (GO): spliceosomal snRNP assembly; mRNA splicing, via spliceosome; P-body assembly
Cellular component (GO): spliceosomal tri-snRNP complex; U6 snRNP; P-body
Molecular function (GO): U6 snRNA binding
Source: RefSeq, a predicted model, not a curated record
AUGCUUCCUUUGUCGUUGCUGAACGCGGCCCAAGGUCUGCCGCUCAUGCUGGAGCUAAAAUCCCGCGAGACCAUUAAUGGAUACAUGCUGGCAUGUGACACGUUUAUGAACCUCACUCUGCGGGACGUCGUGUGCACUUCUGCGGACGGCAAAGAGUUUAAAAAGAUGGACGAGAUGUUUGUGAGAGGCACUGGUAUCAGAUAUGUCCGGGUGCCGGAGAAUCUGCUUGAUCAGAUUGUUGAUGAGCGGGCCGUGAAGCGUGAAGAGCGCCGCCGCAAAGCUGGCCAGUAA